AUGGCCAGCGAUCAGGGAAGGGGUAAAGGACAAACUGGGAUCGGAUUCUGGAAUUGUGCCAGAGCUUCAUACAGCAAAGAGACCCAGGACCUGCUGAAAGUGAUGAUGCAGGAAUCCAAAUUGAAUCAAUUCCAGCAGAGACAGCUUAACAGAAGACUUCAGGAAGGAGAUGCUCUUCCUGUGAGCUGCAAUCCUAACUGCAGCAAGACUUCAGCUCCCCCUCCACUACCACCAGCCCCAUCUGUCCGCGUCCAUCCCUCCUCCAAACCACACCUGCGGCCUGCAGAAAGUUGCCGUGCUGGAGACGCAUACCAACGGGAAAAGUUUCGACCCCGGCCAACAAGGAACUUGGAGAAAGAAAAGCAGCGUCUGCAGAAUCUCAUGGCGACUGGGAAGGACGAUCCUGUGCCCAAUCACAAACCAAAACCCAAGAAGAAGGAAGAGGAGGCACAGGAAAUCGAUCGGUUUGAAGAAUGUAAGUGUUUCGGCCCCAGAGCCUCUGCUAUCAAAGUAUGUAAUGAGAUUGAAGAGAGGCGAGUGUUUCUGGAGCAAAUGGAAUCUCUCGGCCAAGGAAAGGAUUUCCAAGCAAUCAUUCAAACCGAAAUCUCCCAGAAAAUCCGUGAGAUGGAGGAGAUUGACAGGAGGAGGAACAAUGAACUAGAGAUGGCCAAGAGAGAGACAGGAUCCACUUGUUCAUAGUUUCAUGUUGAAUAUCAAAAAAGCCUAGGGUGUUAUAAAUUACCUGGAACAAAUUUAUUUAAAAUAAAAAUAACACCUGCAUCUGGAGCAGAUCCCUGCCAGGGACUGAUUCAAUCCAUUUACAGCCCCACUUGAGCCACAUCCUCAUUUUUAACCCUAAUCACUGCUCUCAGAUUGUUAGAAGCUGCUGGUUCUGCUUAUGCUAGUCCCUUUCAAUUCCUUUAGACCCAUCAUUUCUUUCUUUGCUUGUCUCAUUACCAUCCCUCUUUCACUUUGCACCAUCAACCCUUUUGUCAUUCACAGACCUUCUCUUUAGUUUUUUUCUCUGUUCCCCUCUUUCCCGGUCUCUUUACUUCCUUAAAACCUCUUUCACCUCUAACCUUUUCCAAUUCUGAUGAAAACUCAUCAACGUGUAAUGUUGCUCUCUCCAGGUUAGAGGCUGCAGACCUGCUGAGUAUUUCCAGCAUUUUCUGUUUUUGUUGGCCCCUCAGACCCACACCAAGGUUCCUGAGAUCACAGGGCCAGAUGACAAAUCACAGGGCCAGAUGACUGAGAUCACAGGGCUAGAUUACUGAGAUCACAGGGCCAGAUGACAGAUCACAAAGCCAGAUGACUGAGAUCACAGGGCUGCAUUCAUGUGAUCACAGGGACAGAUUCCUGAGAUCACUGGAUCAGAUAACUGAGAUCACAGAAAGACCACAGGGACAGAUUACUGAGAUCACUGACCAGAUUACUGAGAUCACAGAAAGAUACAGGGCCACAUUACUGAGCUCACAAGAUCA
Carcharodon carcharias (great white shark) is the source of this 1481-nucleotide messenger RNA. RefSeq names its product chromosome 31 C22orf23 homolog (gene c31h22orf23). Lineage: Eukaryota; Metazoa; Chordata; Chondrichthyes; Lamniformes; Lamnidae. The record is from RefSeq and is a predicted model, not a curated record. Bases 1 to 699 code for a protein of 232 amino acids. The transcript is spliced from 6 exons.